Cyprinus carpio (common carp) is the source of this 868-nucleotide messenger RNA. RefSeq lists its product as uncharacterized. The coding region runs from base 245 to 868 and encodes 207 amino acids. NCBI's taxonomy places the organism in Eukaryota, Metazoa, Chordata, Actinopteri, Cypriniformes, Cyprinidae. The transcript is spliced from 3 exons. The record is from RefSeq and is a predicted model, not a curated record.
UUUAGCAAAACAAAUCAAGCUUCGCUCUAAGCGUCCAAGAAAAGUUUUUUUUUGUUUUCCCUUAACGUCAAUGCUCCACAUUUCGGUAAAUGCGCCUAUCGCUGGUUUGCCAACUGCCAUAAAACGUCAAAGAAAAAGAAGAAGUAGAAGUUGAAGUAGUGUCCCAGAUGUUUUACAUCUGUUUUAUUUCCAUUUAAUUUACUUUUUUUGUUGUUGUUGUUGUAAAGACGAAAGUCCGGUGAAAAUGAAUCCCGUUUUGUGGGCGUUGGCGAAUGUUUUGCUCGUGCUUGGUGUGUCUGGUGUUGGUGCAGAUGAAGAGUCAGUGUUUGUGAAGGAGGGAGAUUCAGUCACUCUGUACACUAAUAUUGAAGCAAAUCAACAAGAAACGAUGAGAUGGUAUUUUAAUGACAUCCAAAUCACUAAAAUCACUGGAGAUCAGAGAGAAAUCUGUUCAGAGGAUGAGUGUAAAGAGAGAUUCAGAGACAGACUGAAUCUGGAUCAUCAGACUGGAUCUCUGAUCAUCACAAACAUCAGAAUCACAGACUCUGGAGAUUAUAAACUAAAGAUCAUCAACACCGGCCGCGACAGUGACAAGAUCUUCAGUGUUUCUGUACAUGGUGUUUCUGCUGCUGAACGAGAUCAAAUGAAGAGAAAGUCAGUGAAGGAGGGAGAAUCUGUUACUUUAGAUCCUGGAGUAGUAAAAAACCCUAAUGUUGUGAUGACGUGGUAUUUUAAUGACUCUCUCAUCGCUGAAAUCACUGGAGAUCAGAGUAAGAUCUGUUCAGAUGAUGAGUGUAAAGAGAGAUUCAGAGACAGACAGAAGCUUGAUCAUCAGACUGGAUCUCUGAACAUCAAGAAAGAAGGUUGA